Hypanus sabinus (Atlantic stingray) is the source of this 1871-nucleotide messenger RNA. RefSeq names its product FKBP prolyl isomerase 8 (gene fkbp8). Gene Ontology annotation, molecular function: peptidyl-prolyl cis-trans isomerase activity; protein binding. Lineage: Eukaryota; Metazoa; Chordata; Chondrichthyes; Myliobatiformes; Dasyatidae. The transcript is spliced from 8 exons. The record is from RefSeq and is a predicted model, not a curated record. The coding region runs from base 99 to 1367 and encodes 422 amino acids.
GAGUGAGUGAGCUAGUAACUGUUGGGCACGGGAGGAGUCUGAGAUAUGAUCACGAAGAGAGACUUGGUUAAUUUUUCACUUGCAGUUUUUGAUUCACAAUGGAUGAGAAGAGCCUGGAAUCCCAGGAAGCCGCUGGUGAUGCGAAUUCACAAAAUGUAGGAAUCAAACAGGAUGACACGCCACUAAACACUUCCCUCUUAGCAAGUGGUGAUAACAUCGAUAGCACCAAUAGCGGCACAGAUGAGGAUGGUUCUGAUGACCCUCCAUCUCUGGAAGAUAUUGGCUUCUUGGAGGAGCCUGAUGUCCAGAGCGUGAAUCAGGAAAAUUCAGCACCCAGCACCAGGGAGAUCAGUGCUGAGCCUCAAAGCGGAGCAGGAAACCUGGAUAACAUCCCCAAGCCAGAUGAUGAAUGGCUACAGGUCCUUGGAAAUGAGCUGCUGAGGAAGAAGAUUCUGGUAGCAGGUCGGAAUGAUGAGCCAAAACCACAAAAAGGUCAGAAUGUAACUGUGGGGCUGAAGAUGACACUGGAGGAUGGAACCGACGUAGAGGAAGAUCCCUCCCUCACUUUCACCGUGGGAGACGGGGAUGUUAUCCAGGCAUUGGAUCUUUGCAUCCAGCUGAUGGAGCCAGGGGAAGUGGCUUUGAUUGUCUCUGAUGCUAAAUAUGCCUAUGGCUCUCUGGGCAGCAUCCAGCCCACAGUACCUUCAAAUGCCACCGUGCACAUUGAGGUUCAGCUUCUCUCGGUGAAGGACGCCCCAGAUAUCGAACUCCUGUCGGGGAAGGAGCGCUUACUGCUGGCCAACAAGAAAAGGGAGCGGGGGAAUGCCUACUUUCUACGGAACGAGUAUGUCUUCGCAAUCAACUCAUAUGACAUCGCCCUCGAUAUUGCAAACUCGAGCUCCAAAGUUGAAUUUUCACUGGAGGAAGAGCAGGAGUUGUUGGAUGUGAAGGUGAAGUGUCUGAAUAAUCUGGCGGCAGCCCAGCUGAAGUUGGAACAUUUCGAGGCUGCACUUAAAUCCUCCAAUGCUGCGCUCGAGCAUCAACCCAACAACAUCAAAGCACUUUUCAGGAAAGGGAAGGUUCUGGCCUUGCAGGGUGAAUAUGCAGAAGCUAUACCAGUCCUGAAACAAGCUGCAAGACUGGAGCCAUCAAACAAGGCGAUUCACGCUGAACUCUCCCAGCUACUGAAGAAGCAGUCUAAGCAGAGGACCUUAGAGCAGGCGAUGUACCGGAAGAUGCUCGGAGAUAUGGCUACGCCCCCGCUCUCCUCGCCAUCUCGAUUCUCCUGGGUGGGAGGAAUUGAAGGAAUAUCUGGAAGGAGCUUUAGCCUGCAUCUAACUCCUGCUCUCCGGCCCCUGGGAAGCUGAUGAGGGAGCCAGCAGUUGGGGAAGUGAUGAUGUGCGAGUGGUCUGCUGUUCUCUACUUUUGCAGAAUAUUCCAUGGAAGUGGCUGUUAGGAGCGACCAUGGUAGCAGUCGGCGGCGUGGCUGUGUCUGUCAUUGUUGCUGCAAGAACCUGACACUCGGAGAGUGGACUGAAUAUCCUCACAGGGAUUGUGUCCACGCCAAAACUCUUAACAGGGCCUCACCGGUGCUGAAUUUAGUUACCUGUCCCCUCCCCUCACCCAGAACAUUCUGAGCCUCAGACUGCUUCAGGUACUAUACAUAAAGUUACUGGACAACGGCCACCCCUUCCUUUAACACCCCAGUACAGAAAUGACCACAAUGGAGCAUGUAGUGAUUGAUGAUCAGUUCUCAUUAUAACACUGAUUGGAUUUAAUUUAUUUCUUGGGGGUGGCUUAGAGCUUCCUGAUGAAUGAAAUUUAUGCAAAAUGUUUAUAUAAUUAUAAUAAAAUGUUUAUAUUGAAUUCCA